This is a messenger RNA of Pseudomassariella vexata, 504 nucleotides long. RefSeq lists its product as uncharacterized. The annotation marks the transcript as partial. The record is from RefSeq and is a predicted model, not a curated record. The transcript is spliced from 2 exons. NCBI's taxonomy places the organism in Eukaryota, Fungi, Ascomycota, Sordariomycetes, Amphisphaeriales, Pseudomassariaceae.
UCUUUGGAUAUUGCAGUGAGGAAUUCCGAAAUUCUCAAUGUUGAUAGAGGUUGUUCUAAUCAUCAGAAUUUGAGCCAGAGAAGUACGCAAAAUGGUCACAGACAUCGAUCUGUCAGUCCGCCUCAAGUACGGCAUCCACAGCAUUUUCCUCCUCGUGGACCCCACUUCCACCUUUGGAGCCGUCGCCUCAGAACUGCUCGAAAUUCUUCAGGAACGCUACCCAGAUGGCCUAACUACGCAGGACUCUAAAACAAAGACUGCCCUGCCGUCUGAUUCAUCCCUCAUUGAGUUCGCGGUGCUGAAAUCGCCUACGGAUCCACUGCAAGGUUGGAAGUCGUUGAAAGCGAAGGGCAACGACACGUGGGUCGGCAAGGGCGUCAAGGAUGGCAUGAUGGUGGCAUUUGCAUUCAGGGACGAGGAUGAGGAGGAAAUGGGCGAGGUCGUGUUUGUGGUGGAUUUCCCCAGCUACGACGAUGAAAUGGAAGAGCCCGAGGCGGAGGACGA